Molecule: messenger RNA, 3135 nt
Organism: Myzus persicae (green peach aphid)
Lineage: Eukaryota; Metazoa; Arthropoda; Insecta; Hemiptera; Aphididae
Product: PMS1 protein homolog 1-like
Exons: 15
Coding region: 150-3002 (950 amino acids)
Biological process (GO): mismatch repair
Cellular component (GO): MutLalpha complex
Molecular function (GO): ATP hydrolysis activity; ATP binding; ATP-dependent DNA damage sensor activity
Source: RefSeq, a predicted model, not a curated record
AAAUCACUUUAUUAGUUUAUUUUUGUUGUCUUCAGUCUUGAUUACCUCUGGGUCUCUAACUACUAGUACACACUUAACUCCGUCCUCACUUUUCAUCUUUUCAAAUGAAAUAACAAAACCGAGACUAGACAGGUGCGAAAGGAAAAGUCAUGUCGAUGAAACAAUUGCCUUCGGAAACUAUUAAACUGAUUAGUAGUACUCAGGUCAUUACGUCGGCGUCGUCGGUGGUGAAGGAAUUAAUGGAAAACUCUAUUGACGCCAAUGCUACAAUCAUCGAUAUACGUCUGGACAAUUAUGGGCUGGACAAGAUUGAAAUACGCGACAACGGGGUUGGCAUUCCACACAGUGACGUGCAUGUCAUGUGUUUGCGUAAUUACACUUCCAAAAUAUCCGAAAUAUCCGAUUUAGAUAAAUUGACGUUCUACGGUUUUCGGGGCGAAGCUCUUAGUUCCAUUUGUGCUGUAGCUGAUGUGACUGUUAUUACAAAAUCAGAUUUUGACGAAUAUGCCAAAUCAUUUACCAUGGACAGCAAUGGCCGCGUGAAGAAUAGUUCAAUUUGUCAUCACCAAAAGGGUACAGUCAUCAAAAUAGUAAACCUUUUCAAAAAGUUACCAGUUCGAAAACAGAUUUAUAGUUCAAAGAAACACUGUGUUAAUGAUUUACGAAGGGUAGAAAGUAUUGUUAAAUCAUUAGCAGCUAUUCAACAAAAUAUUCGUGUUUCUUUGGUUCAUAAUAAAUCUGUGUUGUGGCAAAUGACCUCAGCCAUAGAUUUGGUGGUGACAUUUGGUCAAAUAUGGUCAUCAUCUAUGACUAAGUAUGUAAAGCACUUGACGUUUACAAGUGAAGAGGUACAUAUUGAUACAGUUGUACCUGUACAAAAUAUAAACGUGCAAAAUUGUUUUUUUACUACAAAUGUUGCUGAUGCAAUUUAUUUAUAUGUUAACAAAAGACCGGUCAGGGAUAAUAAAAUUGAAAAACUUAUUGUUGGGGAAUUCAAUAACUAUUUUGGACAUUAUUUACCUCCAGGCAAGUACUUGCCAUGUCUUAUAUCUAUAACCAUUCCACCUGAAACUAUUGACAUAAAUUUGGAACCAGAUAAAUCCCGAAUAUUAUUUCACAACCAGGAUAUGAUAUUACUCAAUCUUAAGAACUGCAUUACUAAGUAUUAUUAUAAUGAGAACAUAGAGAACGACCAGUCUAAUAUUAAUAAAGUCCUUGCACAUACAAAUAAUAAAAGAAAAAUACCUUAUGAUUCAGAAGAAGUCCAAGUAAAAAAAUCUCCAGUCUUAAUGUCACAGAUUAAUGAUUCUUUUGCCCCAAAUGCAGAGUCGACUAAAAUUAUUAGCAAUGAUUCAUUUAACUCUGUAUUAAACAAUGACGAGCAUACACAAAUUGUUAAGGACUUAAGCUUAGAAGAUAUUGAUUUUGAAGAGCCAUUCAUAUCAAAGAUAGAUAAAAGUAACAAAAUGUUAUGUUUAGAAAAUAACAAUCUGGAAAGUACUGAUGAUAUUUCAGAAUAUCGCAAAAAGUUAUCUAAUAUUGGAAACACUUCUCCUCUUCAAACUAUUCAAUCGGAUGACGCAAAUGUUAGAAAUUUUAAUGCCGAAGACAUUUCAAUUUCUCAAUGGAGUAAGGGUGAUGUAGUUCUGAAUGGAAAACCAUUGGAGAGUGGAGUGGUGUUAAAAUCUGAUUUCUUGCUUGAAACUUUAGACAAAAACAGCAUGCCAAAAAUGAAUACAGAAACUGUCAUUCAAAAAUAUGAUGAAAAUAUUAUUAUGAACAAUUAUAAUCCAGUACAUACAAAUGAUGAACCCUCAGAAAAUAUUUCAAUAAAUUCAUCAAAUAAUAGUAUGAAGCAAUUAAAACUUGAACAACUUUUCCGUACAGUUUCUGUUCCUGAUGAGCAAGUUCCUGGUCUUAACCAUUUAGUAAAUCGUCCACAGUCAUGGGUGCCUCAACCUAGAUCAAAGAGACCAACAAGAGAUAUUCCUGAUGAAGAUCUUAGUGACACCAUUCGUAGUGUCAGCAGUCAAAUGGGAAACAAAGAGAUGUCUGGAUUUACACUGUUUGCCAGGGAAAUGCGAAUUAAAAUUAUUCAAGAAAAUCCAGGGAUAGAAUUCACAAAAGUUAGCAAAGAACUUGCCAGAUUAUGGGGCAGUUUGAGUGAAGAUGAAAAAUUAAGGUAUAAAAAAUUGUCAAAUGAACAGAAAAAAGUGAUAAUACCCAGUAAAACAAAUGAUGUACCAUUACCGAAAAAAAUAUUUCAAUCUAUCUCUAAGAAUCUUCAAAGGCAUUCUACCCAAAUUAACAUAGAAUUAUCUGAAAUCAAAAGAAAUAUUUUGAAGAAGCCAAAAAUGAUUUCACCAGAAUUUAUGCUUAUUGGUCAAAUCGAGGACACCAAUUGGCUUUGUUGUGUGCGUAAUGAAAUACAAGCUCUAAAUAUUUGUCGUCUUCAAGAAGCUGUAAUUUUUUUCCAGAAAUUGGCUGAUAGUGAGGUACCACUUAAAAUGUUGGACCAUUCAAUUACAACGAACAAAAAGUAUUUGGGUGAAAAAAAUUAUCGCUUUCUGAUGGAUCUGGAUACUUCGUAUGAACCAUCACCUGAUAAAUAUACUAUAACCGAUAAAAGAAUAGUUAAGAAUGGUUUUAAUGUUGUUAUUGUUUUUAAUGACGAUUCUGAAAAUCCUGAUAUAAAUAUCACAGAUGUAGCCCUUCAUAUAUCAUCAUAUGGUGCUGAGGAACUCAAACAACUUUUAGAAUUAAUGCAAUUGGAAAAAGAAAAUAAUCUACAUUGUUGCCGUCCAUUGAAAGUGGUCAACUAUCUCCGGAGUGAAACAGUGAGGCAUUGCAAAACAACCGGACUCCCUAAAACAAAAGAAGAAAUAAAUAACCUAUUGGAGUAUUGGUUCAAAAAUGAGAAGCUAUUCUCGCAUAAUACUUGCGUUCAUUACAAAAACGUUUUUUCACCGAUACACAAUAUUAAUGAGAAAUCAAGAACAUAAAAAUAUUUGUUAUCAUAAUUCUUGGCGUAGUCUGAGUAUAAAGUGUGUAGUAAAUCUAUUGCUUUUAAGUUCUAAUACUAACACCAACAAUUUUUUUUGUUGAAAAUAUUAAAUAAAUGUUUUAAUUGAAUAA